Molecule: messenger RNA, 1868 nt
Organism: Colletotrichum godetiae
Lineage: Eukaryota; Fungi; Ascomycota; Sordariomycetes; Glomerellales; Glomerellaceae
Product: PAP2 superfamily protein
Exons: 2
Coding region: 445-1626 (393 amino acids)
Biological process (GO): phospholipid metabolic process
Molecular function (GO): phosphatidate phosphatase activity
Source: RefSeq, a predicted model, not a curated record
CGUCAAGAGGCACGGGGAACGGCUUGGCAGCGCGUUGUCGCGCCUGGGAUUCUUGAGUCUCUUCGGCGAUGCGUGGUUUCUGCGUUCUCUGGGUGUGUUGUCUCUGUCUUACAGGUAAGGUACUACGGAGUACUCGUACUACGUAGUGCCUGUUUGUGGUGAUGCAGCUGCCAAGGAUGUGAUGAAGAUGGCGGUGAUGGUGAGAAAGCGCGCUUGGCAUAUUACCUGACGAUUUCCCACUUCACUACCCAAGCAAGGAACACUGCUUCUCUUUCUUUCGCAUAAUCAUUUGGGUAGUCUGAAGAGAACACCAUCGUAAUAUCUCCAAUCAUCAACUUGGUGGAUCCGCCACCGUCCCUGCUUCCUCCUCUCGAUCUUCCGAAAUACCUCGAAGUGUUCAUCCUCAGACCUCGACAACAACAACAGCAUCGCCUGCUUCCUAGGAUGACCCGCUUCAACCCUUUCGCACGUAGUCGGCAAGACACAACGACCCUCCCAACACAUCGUAAAAGCAGCCAGGACACAAAGGUCAAUAAUCGCUGGCAUGGACACGAUUACAGCAUGGCCCACCGGCCGCCUUUUAUGCUCUGGCUCAAGGUGACGUGGCUAGACAUCCUCACCAUGAUCAUCAUGGGAGUCAUCGCCCUUGUGGUCUUCAGAGCCCAUCCGCCAGCACACCGAACGUUCCCCGUCACCUUUGACAACGACGAGGUCGUCUACCCCCAGUUCGCAUACCCGCACAUCCCACAAUAUAUCCCCAGCCAUGCCGCCACCGCCCUCGGCAUCGGCGUGCCCAUCCUCUCCAUCCUCCUCUGCCAGAUCAGAGUGCGCUCCUUCUGGGACAUCAACAACGGCAUCAUGGGCCUCCUCUACUCCGUCAUCGGCUCCACCGUCUUCCAGGUCAUGAUCAAGUGGCUCAUCGGCGGCCUGCGUCCCAACUUUCUCGAAGUCUGCCAACCCGACAUUACCAAAGCCUCCCAGCCGGGCGGCAACGCCACGGGUCUCGACGGCACGGGCUACGGAGGCAUCAUGUGGACGUCGGAUAUCUGCACCAGGGAGAUGGACGGCACCCUCUCCAACGCCAUGGAAUCUUUCCCCUCGGGCCACACCACUGCCAUGUUCUCGGGCAUGGUGUUCCUGUACCUCUACCUCAACGCCAAACUCAAGGUCUUUUCAAACCACCACACUCCCAUGUGGAAGCUCGUCCUCACCUACGCUCCGAUCCUCCUCGCCACCCUAGUCGGCGGUUCCCUGACGGUCGACCAGUCUCAUAACUGGUACGACGUUCUAGCGGGCGCCAUUAUUGGGACUGUUUUCGCUUUCUCGUCGUACAGGAUGGUCUACGCCGCCGUAUGGGACUGGCGCUUCAACCAUAUUCCCCUCCAUCGCAAGAUGCCUCUGGAAUUCAACCUCGAGGCUAUUGGUGAAGUCGGCGCGGUGGCCACCCGCAAGGCCGGAUGGGGUAAGAGACGCGGGGAGAAGGGAGCUGGUCCCGAGAGAAUGGCUAGCAGGACAAGGUACGCCACCGGUAGUAGGGAUGCGCGAGGCUUUGGUGUACCCCGUAAGGCGGUGGCAUCUCACCAUUCGAGAGGCGACCGGCGUCCAUCCGGCGAGGACAUGGUGUAGUCGUUCACCGACUCGUUCCGCCGGGUGGGAUUUUUUUGCUUGGUCCGAGGAGUUGCGAAUGAUACCCAGAUUGCAGACAAGCAUCGAUCCGGUGGUCUCGAUCGCGCCAUGAGAGAUGGCGCAAGAGCAUGCGCCGUCGCCUCAGAUACCUGCGUGUUUGACUUGUUUACUUAGUACUCAUAAUUAAUACUACACAACCAAAUUUUAUUCAAAGCACCAACCAGUGUCGGACCUCUCUUCCC